AUGACAGAAGGAAAAGCUGUUGGUAUUGAUUUAGGAACGACAUACUCUUGUGUCGGUUUAUGGCUAAACGACCGAGUUGAAAUUAUUGCAAACGACCAGGGUAAUCGAACGACACCUUCGUAUGUUGCUUUCACCGAUACAGAGCGUCUGAUUGGUGACGCCGCAAAAAACCAAGUCGCCAUGAAUUCUUAUAAUACUGUUUUUGGUACCAAACGUCUUAUUGGUCGUAGAUUUACUGAUCCUGAAAACGGUAAACCACACAUUCAAGUCGAAUUUAAAGGUGAAACUAAACUAUUUGCACCUGAAGAAAUUUCGUCUAUGGUUUUGGUUAAGAUGAAGGAGACUGCCGAAGCCUUUCUUGGUACAAAAGUUACGAAUGCAGUUAUUACAGUUCCUGCAUGUUUCAAUAAUUCACAACGUCAAGCUACGAAAGAUGCUGCUAUGAUUGCUGGAAUAAAUGUUCUCCGUAUCAUUAACGAAUCAACAGCCGCGGCUAUCGCUUACGGUUUAGAUAAGAAGACUGCUGGUGAACGAAAUGUGUUGAUUUUUGAUUUAGGUGGUGGUCUUUUUAAUGUUUCUCUUUUAACCAUUGAAGAUGGAAUUUUCGAAGUCAAAGCUACUGCAGGUGAUGCACACCUUGGUGGUGAAGACUUUGAUAAUCGUCUUGUUUAUCACUUUGUUCAAGAAUUUAAGCGAAAAUUCAAGAAGGAUCUUACUACAAAUGCUCGAGCUUUACGUCGUCUACGAACUGCUUGUGAACGUGCAAAGCGUACUUUAUCUGCAUCACCUCAAACUUCAAUAGAAAUUGAUGCCCUUUUCGAGGGUAUCGACUUUUACACUUCCUUAACUCGUGCUCGAUUUGAGGAACUAGAUCAAGAUUU
Messenger RNA from Racocetra fulgida, 881 nucleotides. The record is from the annotation of a GenBank genome assembly. NCBI's taxonomy places the organism in Eukaryota, Fungi, Glomeromycota, Glomeromycetes, Diversisporales, Gigasporaceae.